AUGAGGAAGUAUGCAAAAGUGGAACAACUUUAUAAGGGCAGCUUGAAGCCUCUAUUUGCUGCUCGAAAAAUCACAGACUCCAGAGUAGCUGAGCUGAUGGGGCAGUACACCCUCCUGCAUAAGGCUGUGAUAAGCUUACAGGAGCUGUUGCAGGAAGCCAAAUGUCUUAGUGUAGAACUGGAACAACAACAACAUGAACUGGAAAAAGCAGAGCAGUUCCCUGAAGGAUCUUCCAGUGAAGUUUCCCAAAUAAGACAACAACUUCUUAGUUGCCAAAGUGAAUACAAUGCUAUUAAAGGAAGAGAGUAUGAAUAUCAGUCCAAGAUAGAAUGUUUGCAAGAGGAAAAAAGGCUUUUGGAAAAUGAAUAUGAAAGAAUUCUGAAACAGAAGGUUAAUAAGAAAAGUAAACAGCUGAAAGAAAGUGACAAUGAGCUCUGCAUAGAAGUAAUUCAGAGGAAAGCAGAAAUUGGUGCAAUAAAAGAAGCUAUUUCAUCCAAACAACAGCUGAUAAUAUCGGAUGAGAAAGAAACAAAGAAGCUUCUGGAGAAGCAGGGUCACUUAAAAGAUGAGCUAGUUAAGAUCCUUGAUGUUACAAAACUACUUGGAAAAGAAACGGAGAAGAUAAUUCAGAAAAAAAAGGAUGCAGAGAAGCAGAAUGAGACCCUCAAUGACCAAACAGAAGAGUUGAUUAGAGCCCUGAAAGCCACUGACAAAAGGAAAGAAGAGAUCUUGCAAGAACAAGAAAGUGUCAUGAAGGAGUUGAAUAAGAAACAAAUUUUGCUAGAAAGCAAAGAACGAGAAUUCAUUGCUCUGACAAAGUUACUAGAAAUUAGCAGAGAGAAAGUAUCAGGGAUCCUAUCAGACAGAGAAGUUCUGGAAGAAAAAUUAAAAAAAUGUGCCUUGGAGAAGGAAAAGCAACAUAAUAUCCUCAUCCACAAGCAAACACAGAAAGACAGAGAACUGAGAAAUUUAAAAAAGAUGGAGUUAAAACUGGGUAUGAUUUAUGAUUCCUUGGAACAAGAUAAAUCACAGCAUAAAGCACUCAAAUCAGAGGCAGAAACUAUCUCAAAGAGUAAUGAAGAAUUAUUAGAAAGACGACGAGAGCUGCAGAAGGAAAUUGAAAUGAUCAAGAGAAGUUUGGCUGAACAGGAGAGGAUGUCAGAUAUGGAUGCCCGCGUGUUGGAAAAAUGCAUUGCUGAAGAACAGUUGCUGUUCAAAGAGCAGGAAAAAUGCAGAAGUGAGUUAUCCAGACUUGCACAUCUGACUUGGCUCAGAGAUGAAGAGAGGCAAGAGAAAUCCAGGGAUGCUCAUAAAGCCCAGAUCCAACUCCAAAAUAUUAUUAAAGAAAUGAAAAGAAAGGAUCGUGAAAUAAGAGACUGUAACAGGAGGAAAAAAGAAAUCCAAAACCAACUCCAAGGAUUUGCUAAAAUGUGUGAUCUUAUCCACAAGGAAAGGGAUAAAUGCAUAAGUUUGGCAAAUGCUGCUCGGUGGAAAACAAGGAAAACCGAAAACCAGGUCGAACUGCUACAAAAUGAACUGGGAAAUCUAAGGACUGCUGCUAUAACCAAGGAAAGAAAACUGCAGGAACGACACCUGAAGAUUAAAAAUAACGUAACCAUUAUAGAGCAUCUCAAAACUGAUUGUUGCAAAAUGGUGCAAGUUAUGCAUGAGAUGGAAGAAAAGAUAAAACACCGGUGCCUGAAUCUGGAGAGACUCACCACGAUGGUCAACUGCAUCAAAGAGGAAAUUGUGCAGCUACACAAAAAACACGAAAAAGCCAUUCAGCAACAAAAAGAGAGUGAUCUUCUGCUCAGAAAACGAGAAGAAGUACUAGGCUUGUUACAUGCCAGAAUAGAAAUUCAAGAGAUGAUGUGUAGAAAUAGAGAUACUGAGGUGCAAAUUCUGGAUGAAGAGAUCCAACUGCUGAAGCUGAAGGUAGCUGAGGAAAAGAGGCAGAUUACACAGCAUUUUAAAGAGUUCUCUGUGAGGAAUGCCCGGGCUGCACAUCUGGUGGGACUUCAGACACAGUAUUUGCAGUGCAAGGACAGGAUCAGACAGAUGGAAGAAAUCUUUGCUGAUGCCACAAAUGAGAGUAGAAAGCAAGAAAUGGGAGGGAAGGACCCAUCUCCACCUGAGCUGCUAAAAAAGAUUGAACAGCUGGAGGCAGAGCUCAUGCAGAAGGAGGAGAAGGUGCUGAAGAUGGAUCUCCUGUGUGGGUAUGUGUCCUGGCUGACGGACAGGAUCUGCACUGCCGCGGAGAACAGGAGGCAGCCCACGCUGCUGUUGGCUAGGAGG
Acanthisitta chloris (rifleman) is the source of this 2295-nucleotide messenger RNA. RefSeq names its product coiled-coil domain containing 146 (gene CCDC146). The annotation marks the transcript as partial. NCBI's taxonomy places the organism in Eukaryota, Metazoa, Chordata, Aves, Passeriformes, Acanthisittidae. The record is from RefSeq and is a predicted model, not a curated record. The transcript has 16 exons. Gene Ontology annotation, cellular component: cytoskeleton.